AUGCCUCUGUUUGAGCUUUUAAGGCUCACCAAAGCUAAUCUUGAAUCUGCUCAAGACAAGAACCUUUCUCCACCUGUUGAGGAAGUUGUGGAGCUGGUAUGGGAAAAUGGUCAGAUUUCAACUCAAAGCCAGUCAAGUAGAUCGAGGAACAUUCCUCCACCACAAGGUAUUCAUCAAGCAAAUUCUUCAAGGGUUAGGGAGAUCGGAAACGGCCCGAAAACAACGAUGGUGGAUGAGAUCCCUAUGUCAGUGCCGUCUUUAAUGACGGGUAUGAGUCAAGACGAUGACUUGGUUCCAUGGUUGAAUCAUCAUCGAUCCCUUGAUGGAUAUUGCUCUGAUUUCUUACAAGAUGUGUCUCCUGUUACUGUCAACGAGCAAGAGAGCGAUAUAGCGGUAAAUCAAACUGUUUUCCCUUUGUUUCAGAGACGAAACAGUGGCAACAAAUCAGCUACUGCUGCUUCUUCAUCGCAGUAUAACGGUUUCCAAUCACAUUCUCUUUAUGGAAGUGAUAGAGCUAGAGAUCCUGCUAGCCAACAAGCCAAACAGGAUAGGUUUACUCACACGCAGGAACCGUUAGUUGCUACUAACAAGCCUGGUUUGAUAAACUUUUCGCAUUUCUUACGCCCUGCAACUUUGGCUAUGCCGAAUAACCCUCAAAGCGCUAAUGAGAAGAGUCCUCGAAGCUCGCCUAAGGUGUUUCAGACCAGAGUUCUUGGUGCUAAAGACUCUGUAGAUAAGGUUCUUAAUGAGUCUGUUGCUUCUGCUACGCCUAAAGUGAACCAAAAGGCUUGCCUAAUUUCAGAGGACUCAGGUAGAAAAGACCAAGAGAGUGAAAAGGCGGUCGUAUGUUCUUCCGUUGGUUCGGGUAAUAGUCCCGAUGGUCCAUCCGAAAGUCCUUUGCUUUCUGUAAAAAGAAAGCAUUCAGAUAUUCAAGACAUUGACUGUCAUAGUGAAGAUGUUGAAGAAGAAUCAGGAGAUGGAAGAAAGGAAGCAGCUCCAUCUCGAACGGGUUUGGGUUCAAAGAGAAGCCGCUCGGCCGAAGUACAUAAUCUGUCUGAAAGGAGACGGCGUGAUAGGAUUAACGAGAAGAUGCGUUCUCUUCAAGAACUCAUUCCAAACUGCAACAAGGUGGACAAAGCUUCGAUGCUUGAUGAAGCAAUCGAGUAUCUCAAGUCACUCCAACUUCAAGUACAGAUUAUGUCAAUGGCUUCUGGUUACUACAUGCCACCGGUUAUGUUCCCACCUGGUAUGGGGCAUUACCCGGCUGCAGCAGCUGCCAUGGCAAUGGGUAUGGGAAUGCCUUACGCAAUGGGCUUGCCUGACUUGAGCCGAGGCGGUCCCAACCACGGACCACAGUUCCAUGUCUCGGGGAUGCAACAGCCAGUGUCGAUGGCGAUUCCACGUGCUUCUGGUGGUGGUUUCUUCCCGGGUUCUUCGACGAUGGAUGUGAACAAGAGUGAUGAUGGUUCGACUAGAGAUUUAUCGAGUUCUAAAGAUCAAACGACGACGAAGAACAGUAAUAGUUUGAAACCAAUUAAGAGAAAACAUGCUUCUUCUGAUCAGUUUUGUGGAUCGUCGUGA
Molecule: messenger RNA, 1581 nt
Organism: Arabis nemorensis
Lineage: Eukaryota; Viridiplantae; Streptophyta; Magnoliopsida; Brassicales; Brassicaceae
Source: the annotation of a GenBank genome assembly